Molecule: messenger RNA, 5546 nt
Organism: Mobula hypostoma (lesser devil ray)
Lineage: Eukaryota; Metazoa; Chordata; Chondrichthyes; Myliobatiformes; Myliobatidae
Gene: pdcl3
Product: phosducin-like 3
Exons: 6
Coding region: 115-828 (237 amino acids)
Biological process (GO): positive regulation of gene expression; protein folding; angiogenesis
Cellular component (GO): cytoplasm
Molecular function (GO): vascular endothelial growth factor receptor 2 binding; protein folding chaperone
Source: RefSeq, a predicted model, not a curated record
UGUGUGGGUAUUGCUGGGGACCGGUCAGUAGUGAAAGCGCGUCCUCCGGGGCACCAGCGAAUGUACCUUCCGGAAGGGCCGCCCUGGCUUGUGUGAUAGACAUAUUCCAACAGCAUGCAGGACCCAAAUGCAGACACCGAGUGGAAUGACAUUUUGCGGAAAAAAGGCAUCCUUCCUCCGAAAGAUGAUCCAGAUAAAGAACGUGAGACGCUGGAGGAGGAGAUCAUUCAGAACCAGCAGUCGGUUGUUAAAAGGUAUGAAGACAUGACUCUGGAUGAGCUAGAAGAGAAUGAAGAUGAAUUUGGUGAGGAAGAUGAAAGAGCCAUUGAAAUGUACAGACAACAAAGACUAGCCGAAUGGAAGGCAAAACAGAUGAAGAAAGUGUUUGGAGAAGUUUUGGAAAUUUCUGGAUCAGAGUAUGUACAGGAAGUAACUAAAGCUAGUGAGGACUUAUGGGUAAUACUGCACCUUUACAAACAAGGGAUACCUAUAUGUGCCUUGAUAAAUAGGCAUCUUAGUGAACUGGCAAAGAAGUUCCCAGAGACAAAAUUUAUCAAAGCUAUAUCCACAACCUGCAUUCCCAACUAUCCAGAUAGAAAUCUCCCCACAGUCUUUAUUUACCGAGAUGGCGACAUUAAGACACAGUAUGUUGGACCCUUGGUAUUUGGAGGCAUGAAUCUAACAAAAGAUGAACUGGAGUGGAAGCUGUCAUGUUCUGGUGCAAUCAAAACUGAACUGGAGGAAAACCCAAGACAACAGAUUGAAGAUAAAAUGAUGUCAUCCAUCAGGACUAAUGCUCCAAAGGACAGUGAUUCUGAAGAAGAUUAGAUGUUGAUGUGCCAUGGGACAAAUUUUCUGAUUCGGUUGUUAUCAAGUAAUUCUGAUAUAAAGUGUACCCAAACUGUGCCUGUUUUGUUCCUUGAGCUUGACUGUUGGUGAAUGCAGAAUCUGCAAAAUUAACUGGCAAAGUGGGGCAACACAUUGAAUGAGAAUUUAAAAUAUGAAUUAAGAAAAUAUUUGAAAUGUUGAAGUGGUAACUUGGUAAAGUCUUUUUUUUAAUUACGGAAGAUGGGUUUAUCAUGAGAAAUAAGGCAUUAUCAUUCAAAGUAAAAUGAUGCAGAUGCUGGAAAUCCAAAAUAAAACCUGAAAAUAUGUAUAAACAUCUGUGGAGAGAGAAAUGGGUAGUAUUUUAGGUCAAUCAUUUUUAGUUGCAAAGUAAAUGGAGAGAGAGCACAAAGGAGAUUCUGUUGGAUAUUGGAAUUUGUCAUUAGACCCCCUUUUAGUUCUUUCACUCUGGUUGAAAAAUUGCAAAAUGUGUGGAGAAUAAAAUGGCCUAAGGUAGGAUUAGUAUAAAGCUACCUGAUAGUUGGUGUAAACUAGGCAUGCAAAGGACCUCAUUGUAUGCUAUAACAAGUCCUCGAUCAUUUGGCUAGGUGAUACCUGUAAUUGUUAUUUUAAUGGUUCUUGUUUUAUGAGCUUUUAUUUAAAGUUAGGACACUUCCUGUGAUGGCACUUAGUUUUAAAAUCUUUACAUACCGUCCAAUGCCAAUACCUCAACACAUGUUAAACAAAAUGAUUCAAUUCAUUGCCAUAACAUAGGGUGAAAGUGGAGUUCAUAGUCUGGAUCUUAAUGUAAAUGCAGAUGAUUGAGCUUUUUAUGGGAGAUUGUUAAAUUACUUUCUUAAGAUUACUACAUGGAUGGAUUUUCCCUAUUCCUCUGGUAAUUUCAGAUUUCUCCAGACACAUUGUUAUUCAAGAGCUUUUGCCACCCUUAUUCAGAUGGCAACACCACUAUUUGCAUUGCUCAUUAUUUUUAGGUCUCUACUAAUAUCACAUACUCCUUCCCCCUUCAUUCUCUGUGCAGUUUCAAUCUCUUCACAGAUGUUGCCUAAACCUGGUUAGUGUUUGAACUUGAUAUCAUACUUGCCGAGUAGCCUUUUUAAAAUACUGAUGAUGACUUUUUAAAUAAAGUGUUUCCAGCUGAAUUGAGCCACAGCAAUGAGCUUUCUGGGAAAUUUAAAUAGUGCAUUCAGAAAGCUCGUAAAAAUAGGCAAUUAAUGUGUUUGUAUACAGUAAAAAAGAUUAACUUGGCCUUCUUGAAGACUGACUAAAACUUCAAUUGUUGCAAGCUCCUGAAGAUGAAUGAUUUGUUCAAAAGUAAUGGUGUUAGGCAUUUUUUAAAAGAGUACGCCAAGUGCAAUUUGUGUAAAAUCCCUUUUUUUUUGCACUGGUUAUGCUGACUUCACUUAGAAGCACAAUUUGUGAAAAAUAUUCAAUGCUGUAAUUAAAAAAAAAACUAGAACUCAAGUUCUGGCCUUUGAAUCUUGUAUGAUUUUUCGAAAUGUUCUUUUCGUUUUAAUACUCAGAAAUCUUCAUUAUUAUUCAGUGGAAAAGCUCUUUAAAUUUUUUAUUUUACUGGUGAUAUUUUGUUCUAAAACAACAUUAAGUUAGAGAACAAAUGAAAGGAGUGUACCAAUUUCCAAAGUCUGUUGUCCGAACACUGGCUUCUCAGGACCACUAGACUGGAAUGAUUGCCCAAAAAAAAUAGUUGAAUGCACCGAAUAGUGAAUCUCAAUUUUAAGGAGUUCAUGCGCACUAAAAAUUGUACUGUUAAGGAGAUUUUACUGGUGGAAUAAUGGUAUAGAGAGCCCCCUUUAACAUAUUUGUACACAUAAUGUAUAUAACUGUAGAUCAAUUCACUUUCCUCCAUUAUCAGAAAUUGAGAACGAACAGACAUCAGUGGUGCUUCAAUAUAUUUGGGGAGUUGGUACAUUUAAUAAUUUGUGUAUUUGUUGGUCUUUUCAGUAAAUCAGAAUUGCAUUGUCCCAUGGAUCAGUGCAGUUGUUGGAGAGCAGGUUGCUCUGGAAGAAGCAACUAUGGAACAAAAUUGAAUGAUUCCUGCUGGAGAGAGUAUUUUAUUUUGUGAUGUGAGUACCCCCUCUAGAUCAGUGGGAGAGACUUAAUACAUUGAUACUCAUAGAAAGAUUAAGAUUAGCUUUAUUUGUCACAUGUACAUGGAAACAUGCAGUGGAAUGAGUUGCUUGUGUUAAUGACCAACACAGCAGCCCACAGGUGUUGCAUUCUUCUGGCACCAACAUAGCAUGCCCACAACAUACUACCACUAACAUGUAUGUCUUUGGAAUAUGGGAGCAAAUUAGAGCAUGUCAGGGAGCUCAUAUGGUCAUGGGGAGAAUAUACAAACUUUACAGGCUGCAACGGGAAUCAAACCCCAAUCUUACUGUCUCCGUAGAGCAUUGCACUAACUGCUACACUACUGUGCUGCUCAUGAUGUGGGCCCUCCUCAGCUUACAAAGACUUGACUUAUGAACACCCCAACAAAUGAAUGAGUUGAUUUAUUAAUUUAUGGCUAUAAAAAAAUUUUCUGAUGAAUUUUUUUUAAACAACGCUUGAAACAAGUUAACCUUCUCUUACUUGCAGCUAAGGUUCACAGUUAAAAGUGAGGCAAGUCGGAUAAUUUGCGGUUGGUCAGUGAGGUUGGAACCUGACCGUGUCGCUGUAUGCGUUGGAUGUGAUGUUCGUGAUUUGAACCCUGUGCCGUCUGUUCAGAGGUUUGUGUGGAGAUGGAUUUGCCAGCUUCUGUAGGGCUGAAGUAUCUUUUGCUGGGUGGGAAUGGAGCAUUUCCCCGUUUCAACUCUGCUAAGCAAUUAGGUCGAGCCAAGCAGAGCGGUGUAUGCUGAGCAGACUCACGGAGUUGGUGAAUAGGGCUGAUUUCUGCUUUUCCAGCACCUACCUGUGUCCCAUCGGGUUUUCUUUGAUUUGUCUUCCCACACGCUGUUUCUGUUCAUUUGUGACGACAAAACAAAAAUCAAGAUUAUAAGCAGUUCUCAGAAACCAAACCCUAUUAUCGUACACCAGGGAUUGUGUGUAAGUAAUGCCCAUUUAAGUCAUUGCUAGGAGCCAUCUGUGGAGUCAUUUAGAGUGAAUUUGGUGCCUCCAGGAAUGAAAUAAGAUAAAAAUCAAUUGCAAUGUGAAAAGGAAAAAAGUUCUGGCGUUCAUCAGCCAAGAACAAUUUUGUGUUCAUUGUGAGCGCAUUUUGUUCAAUUAUACCAAAAUGUCAUUGUUGUUUUACUUGUGUGAGCUUGGUUAGUGAACUGAAUUGCUAAGUGUCUAAGAAACUAUCCCUUCACAGAAGUUGAAGCUACAAGGGGGAGAAUUUUGACAGAUUUCACUAACCAUAAGUUUUAAGUCUUGCUAUUCACGUCCAAGGAGGUAGCCCUUGUGCUUUCUCACAUUGUUGAAUUGUUUUUGGUGUGCUGUUCCGGAAUAAUGUUCCGGAUCCUUCACACUCUUUUGCUCCAUCUUAGUUAAGAAGGGAAGUGGAAUUUAAAACUAAACUCAUCUUCUGAAAUUACUCAUUUCUGAAACAAUAUAUUUCAUUCCCUGAUGAAUAAUUGGUGCCGUCUUGAGAUUUAAAAAUGAACAAGUAUAAGAUUCUUGGGCCAACUAGUUUUCUUUUGAGAAAAAUAUUCAGUCUACUACCUUGCAAUGAAGUAACAAAUAUCACUGGAAUCAUGGGAGUUGUUUUAUUACAUAAAGAUUUAAAAACAAAAGACUUGCCAAAUCUAUUUCUGGUUUAUGUCACUAUUUUCUUUUUGAUAAAUUAUUUAGAUCUUUUACUUAACAUUAAUAGUCACCCAUGAUCUGUUUUUCAAAUUAUGCCUACGCAAUUUAAAAUUGCUCUUUCCAUUGGUUUCUGAGUCAAUAGAUACUUGAUCACAAAAAUCAAUAUUUUAAGAUCUAAAAAGAGUACAGUUUACUUUGGCAAAAGGACUUAACUAUUUUUCUGUAAUUCUCUUUUAUAUGAUAUGAACAGCACGGAUUGAUGGCAUUGAUACUGCCUAUUUAUUUAACCUUGCUUUUAACUAACAUCGUUUUGUCUUUUAUUUUCAUGUUUGCACUUUAUCCCAUUGUAAAACACUUUGAACUGCACUACUUAUAUGAAAAGUGCUCUGUAAAUAAGUUGUUAUCAGUAAGAUCAAUCUCCAAAUCAGAGGUUGUAUGGUGUGCAGAAAUAAAUUUAUAAAUCCAGGGAGUGAUUUCAUUCCAACAAUCUUUUUCAAAUGUUGCCAUUUUGAAACAACAUGUUUUCAUGGGCUCCAUCUAAUUUUGGUUAGAAAUUUCUGGCAUCCUUUCAUUUAAGAAUUAUUACCUGUACUUAUAACACUUGAUAUAUGUGAGCAGAAGUGUACAUAAUUUUUUGUGAUCUUAUUUCAUCUAUCAUCUCUGGGAUAGGGCAGGAAGGGAAGAACCAUGUCUUUCUGUUCAAAUGCAGUGGAAUUUGUAAAUAGGUUUGUCAGCUUUUGUUUUGAGACCUAGUGGAUUUGCUAGUCUCAGUCAAUUACAAAAAGCCAAUGUUGUAAAAUUGAACAAUCUUUAAACAGGAAUAAACUAACCGGUGACCUCCCUUAUAAAAGUGGAUUCCAAAAGGCUAUGUAUCUAUUGCCAAAUGACUUUUUAAUUACCUUUUUGUAAAGAGGUGAUAGUAUAUUAUGUAAUGAUCACACUUGAUAGAAAUACCUAAUAUA